AUGUACAAAAAUGACCUUAUGGGAAUGGCCAAUAGAGCUAUGAGUGAAGUGAACGAUACAGUGUUUCCAUCUGGAGACAUGGAAGAACAUUCCAAUCUAUUUAUUGUUUUUGGCGUUCUAGGGGUAUUUGUUAUUCUGCUGCUGAUAGUCGUAGUGUAUCUGAUAAUAAGAAAGACAAAAAUCAACUCAUCAACACUCGAAAGAAUAAACAAGCUGGCAGCAGAGAAUGAAAAGAUAAAGGAAGAAAACAGCAAGCUGUUUGCGAUAAUAAGACAAAUGGAGGCAGAGAAGGCAGUAAACCAUGAUGAAGGAAUUGAGGCACAAAAGAAAGACAUUGAAGAGGAAAGGAGAUACUUGAAUGAAGAAAGAAGGCGGCUUGACGGAGAGCUGAGAAGGAUUGACAGCAAAAAAACAGAAGUAGAAGACAUCUACAUAAAAAUAAGAAAAAUAAAAGAAGAAGCAGACAGCGCAGAGAAUAAAUACACGCAAGAAAUUGAAACUCUUAGCGAGAGAAAUAAAACAUUGGAAAAAGAAAUUAAAAGACUUGCGGAUGUAAUAAAACUGUUUGAGCAGGAAAAUAAAGCUGCAGAGGAAGUGCUUGUAGAAGUAGUGCAGGUAUAA
Messenger RNA from Nematocida minor, 621 nucleotides. RefSeq lists its product as uncharacterized. The transcript has a single exon. The record is from RefSeq and is a predicted model, not a curated record. NCBI's taxonomy places the organism in Eukaryota, Fungi, Microsporidia. The coding region runs from base 1 to 621 and encodes 206 amino acids.